Ixodes scapularis (black-legged tick) is the source of this 5096-nucleotide messenger RNA. Its product is annotated as serine/threonine-protein kinase PLK2. Gene Ontology annotation, cellular component: centrosome; nucleus; spindle pole. The transcript is spliced from 13 exons. The coding region runs from base 275 to 2197 and encodes 640 amino acids. Gene Ontology annotation, molecular function: protein binding; ATP binding; protein serine/threonine kinase activity. Gene Ontology annotation, biological process: protein phosphorylation; regulation of cytokinesis; mitotic cell cycle. NCBI's taxonomy places the organism in Eukaryota, Metazoa, Arthropoda, Arachnida, Ixodida, Ixodidae. The record is from RefSeq and is a predicted model, not a curated record.
GCUUCUCAGCUGCUCCCACGACGGCGUGCGAGCAACAGUGUUUGUGUUGGCGUGCCGCGCGGCGCCGCCGGUAUUUGUUUGACGACACGAGCGCGUCUGUUUGGAUCGUCGUCGUCGGUGUUGUGGUGCUGGUGGUUGUGUUGUGCCGGUGACGUGCUACUGCCCCCGAACGGAUAGCGAGCGUCCCGCCCGCGAUGCGUGCGUGCCGACAGCGUCGCGCCUAGAGAAUCCGUCUCGUCCGUUCCGACUGACCACAACAGAGCAGCGUGGUGCCAUGAGCGUGCUCGUCGAGCUCGCGACGAGCCCGAGCAGGCUUCGUCGCCGGACCACGGACUUGUCCGAGCUUGCACGAGGAGACCGCAAGGCGACGUCCGCUGGCCACAACAACAACAACAGCAUCGAGGUGCCGGAGUACAUUGUGGAUCCAGAGACCAAGAUCACGUACCUCAAGGGCAAGUUUCUCGGCAAGGGAGGCUUUGCCCGGGUGCACGAGCUCACGGACUUGACGACGAACCGGGUGUACGCCGGCAAGAUCAUUCCCAGGUCCAGGCUCAACAGGCCCUACCAGAAAGAGAAGAUCCUCCGUGAGAUUGACCUACACCGCCCCUUGGUGAACAAGAAUGUGGUGCGACUUCACGGCUUCUUUGGAGACUCGGAAAACAUCUACAUCAUCCUGGAAUACUGCCCCCGCAAGUCGCUGGUGCACCUGCUGAAGCAGAGGGGCCAGCUGACGGAGUCGGAGGUGCGCCACUUCAUGCGCCAGUUGGCCGAGGGGGUGCAGUACACGCACGGCCAGGGGGUGGUGCACCGGGACCUCAAACUUGGCAACAUGCUGCUCGCCGAAGACCUCAGGCUCAAGAUCGCAGACUUCGGUCUGGCCACACGGCUCACCUCCGAAGUCACCAAGAAGUAUGCCGUAUGUGGCACGCCCAACUACAUAGCGCCGGAGGUGCUCAAGAUGCAAGGUCACGGAUUUGCCGCCGACGUCUGGGCCAUGGGUUGCAUCAUGUACGCGAUGCUGGUGGGCUACCCGCCCUUCGAGACGUCUACGCUGAGUGAGACGUACCAGCGAAUCAUGCGCAACGCCUACACCAUCCCGCCCUCGCUGUCCGAGCCCGCCCGGCAGCUCAUCGCCGCCAUGCUGCAUCCGGACCCGGAGUCCCGGCCCAGCGUGGCACAGGUGCUGCAGCACCCCUUCUUCACCGACGUCUCCGUGCCGGACCACCUGGCCACCAGAACCGUUGCAAGGUUGUCUCCGACCGAGGAGUGUGACGGAGCACACUCCCAGGAGACGCUGAAGGUGACUGCACUGGUGUCCAAGCUCCAGGUGCAGCCGCAGCAGAAGAAGCCUUACACGCUGGACUCCAGCAAUCACAAGCCUCAAGCCAAACCUGCGGACACCGCACCUGCCUCCAAGGCGGAGCCAACGCCUACCAAGACAAUGCACGGGGGGCUCAUGAUGACCCUCAGUCGUGUCCUCUGCCCUGAAAAACGCUCAAGAACCAAGUCUAGUCCCACCCUUGUCCUCCACAAGCUGCUGCUGGCUUGCCUCGAAGAUACUCCCUCUUAUGCCACCGAGAACCCCGUAGCCCUUCCUGGGGUGACGGUCCCUUUCGUAACCAAGUGGAUCGACUACUCCAACAAAUACGGCUUCGGCUUCCAGCUGUCCGACCACAGCGUGGGCGUCCUCUUUAACGACACCACGCGCUUUGGUCUCUCAGCCGAUCGCACGCGCAUCGAGUACCACGACACCUCGGGGAAACUCACGGUGCACGACGCCUCGGCACUGCCAACCUUCCUCCAGGAGAGGUACUCUCUGCUCAAGUAUUUUGCUCACUACAUGGACGAAAACCUCACUGAGGGAGGUGACGUGGUCCAACCCGCCGACGCCGCCAAGAAGAAGAAGUGCAUUCCCUUCAUGAAGCGCUGGGUGCGCACAGCCCACGCCAUAGUCAUGCAGCUGAGCUGCACCACCUUGCAGGUGAACUUCUUCAAGGACCACACCAAGCUGGUGAUCAAUGCGGACCGCCACCAGCACCCCGUCCUCCUCUACAUCGACGAAGAGCGCCGCGCGGCUGCGUACGCCCUCGCAGACGUUGCUCGCGACGGCUGCGACGACUCGCUUCGCGGUCGCCUGCAGUUUGCGCUGUCUGCCCUCGGAGAGUUUGUCGAAGUGGAGCUGAAGGAAGGCGCCUGACGCGUCAGCUCGUCGUCUGCCACGUUGGCUCGUUAUCUGCAACUUUGGCACGUCGUCUGCAACGGCGCUAGUCCACCAGCAUGCGCUCCAGCUGAAGAAAAGGCGUCACCUGCUCAGAGACGAAGCACAUCGAGGUUCCGAGGUUCGUAUUGGAACGUCGUGAACUGUUUCGAACGUGCUCAAGACCAUCGGACAUUUCCUCGAGGAGAGCGCAGAUGCGAGACGUCAAGCUGUUGACGAACGAUUUGCGUGUGUUUAGGAAGUGGCUGCCGUAGACCGGCGCAACUUUUUUUUGUUAAGCCAUUGCAUUUUCUCUCGAGAUAAUCUAACUCAAAUGCUAUAUAUAGUAUAUAUAUAUAUAUAUAUACAAAUGUUGAAGGUUGGGCCGCGUGACAGCGCAUCUUUGCGCGUGCCUAGACUGUUGACUGUCUCGCCUGUUUGGGAAUUCUGAUUCGCAGCGAGCAAAAAACCCGUCGGCAACGCACGGAGAGACAGGUUCUCCUCGGGAAUGGCAUCGCGGCGUGCCAUUGCGCCUCAUUCCGCGUUACAUUCAGUGUCAUUUUAUUUAUGCUCGCGAAAUGAUCUCUCGUAGUUAACAAUCCGAAGCAGCUAGACACGCACUUGAAGUCUGUUUGUGAUCCGACCCGCAUAUCGACUCUGAUUUUUUACGUGAGGGAAGUCAGACGCUCGAAACUGCAUAAUACUAGGUUGGACAAGACUCGCCAAUCAUGCGACAUUUGCCGUUAGAAGCAGUGCUCGGUUAUUGGUUCGUCGCGCAGCUACUCAGCGUGCUGCCGUCAACCAAUAGACCUCGCUUCACCGAGCCGUAGCCCCUCGUGUAGCUAACUCAUGCAACCUCACAGGCUCACUUCCCCGCAUCACACGCUCGGUUCGAAGACACCUUUUGUACGGAUUUUUUCGUUUGUUUUCCGUGAAUCGCAUCACCGACUCUCGGUACGCACGUUGUGCGGGGCAUUAUGCAAAUGCUAAUCUUGUACAUACAUGCUUUUGUUUACAACUUUCGCACUGCCAUUUUAGAGCGAACCUCCCAAUAAUUGUUUUACUAGUUUCUCUCUUUUGCGUUUCUGCGUAAUCCAAAUGGACCGGACGUCGCGUCGAGGCUCACCUGCAGCAGACGUCGAAACUUCGUCGUGCUUCCAUGCCGAAGGAAAAAGAAGUCAGCCUACCAAAGACAGGAUGCCAAACCCCAAGCACGUUUUCCGCCAAUUACUUCGGUUACUUCCUGUUACCUGCGCGUCUUUGCGGCAAGCGCGAACGGCGCCUCGGCGGUUCGUUUUGUGCGCUUCAAAAAGUGCGCCAGUUUAGAAGUGCCCCAUGCACUCUGUGUCUAGUUGCAUUCCGAGACUCGCUUCAACAUCAUUUUUGACGGGACCCAGUAUUUUGGACGGGCAUUGCCCCAUUGUCCCAGUCACUGAUAUUGGUGCGGCUCCAAAAAUUAAUGCAUUGUAUUCAGCGCAUUGUAGAUGAAACAAAGCUGGUGCUUGCCUUGUAUGUGGUACACUUGCCGAAAUCUGCAUCAUUAGUUCAACCUUUUGUCUUGGUAACUUUUUUUACAAUUGCGUAUUGGCACGGUUAGAGCUGCCAGUGAGGACCCGUAACCGAAACUUGUCCACGCAUACACCACGGCGCUGUCUCAGUACUGGAAAUAGCGUUGACCUCGCUGAUGCAAUGUUCACUUUGCUUUAUAUUGGUGAUGCAGUGCUGUGGCAAUACUAAGUUGCCUUCCAGUCAGCGCUUAUCAGCGCUGUUCCAAGUGUUGAUUUAGCGGUGCGAUGCAUGUGUGAACAGGCAGAGGCCAGAUGCUUAGUCGGAGGCACAGCGUGGACAUGCAAUCGCGGGUUUUCCCCGUUUUUCUAGCAUGGCUGGAAGACUACCGUUGAAACUGCUAGUGCGACAGAAUGGCCAGAAGCACGUUAUUGGCUCUGGCAACAUAGACUGGUACAAGCAGAAUGCGUCUCUCCUUUAUCACGUCAAUUACUGGAUGGCGAAAACUUCUAUUACCGUAAAUGUCCACUGGUUGUACCGAUUGCAAAACAAGUACCGUUAUAUCCCGAGAUGCCACACCCCCAAAAGGUAACAGACCGCUAAUUUUGAAGGUGCUUUUUUUUUUUUUUUUUUUUUUUCUUCUUUUUUCGAAAACGCCAAAAGAUUGUAGUAAUUACAGGGCCCUAGCCAAUGGUGAUUUUGACAGAAAUGGUGUUACUUAGCCAAGAAGGGAGAUAAGCGAACAUUGCUGACUGAGAAGUUUGGUUUAUUGCCCUUCCAUGCAAUCGCAAGUUUCGCAGGUCACAGAAUCUAAAACUAGCAUUGUUUCUACUUUUUUUAUUGCACAUUGAAAGUUAGCUUGCUCCUUAUUUUAGCCCGAUUUGCUUUCGAUUUUAGGUGGGCUAUCUCGGGAUACUACGGUAGAUCCUCUCUGACCACGUGUCUGGUCUCCAGUAACAAAUUAUAACCUUGGUUCCCGCUUUGCAACUACUAGGUAAACCUUGUACAGAAUUGUUGGUUUCACAAACAGAGGCACAAACCUGGAAUCUUGCCACAAACGCACUGCAUCGUUCGGCGAUUGCACAUCUGACUCCAAUUCUGUGGAAGCUCGCAGAGUUCAGAUGCAGCCAUCGACCCAGGUUAAAGAUGCCAGGUGACAAUGUCAAAGCAUUUGCCGUUCGUUGCGUGGUAUCGUACAUUACAAAUGGCAAGCACUGCCACGCGCCAUUUGUCGUGGUACAUGGAGAACGACUGUAUAGUCAUACAUAUCAAUCACGCGUGCCGGCACAACAAUGACGAGCGCGAAGGGCCGACGGUCGCCAUCGAUUAGGGAGCACCCCAUUGCAUUCUUUUUGCUCUGUGUGUAUUCAAUAAAAAGAAUGUUUUCUCUGAA